This is a messenger RNA of Cetraspora pellucida, 849 nucleotides long. NCBI's taxonomy places the organism in Eukaryota, Fungi, Glomeromycota, Glomeromycetes, Diversisporales, Gigasporaceae. The record is from the annotation of a GenBank genome assembly.
AUGCUUGAAUCACCCAAAUAUAAUGAAAAAACAAAGGAACAUGUUUGUGAAAAAAAAGCAAUACAUCCCAAAAAUAGAACUGUCUUUGAUUUCAUGAUUCAUCCUUCCAAUGAUGAAUCAGAAGUCGUAGAAAGCCCUUUAUUAGACAUUGCAGAGCCAGAAGUCAAAAGGUGUAAUGGUACAAAUAGUGAAACCACUCAGGCAGAAUUUGAUUUUGUGGAAUCAUUAUUCAAAAAAAAUUGUAUCGAAGGAAUUUCAGAUCCUAAUGAUUACUUCGUAUGGGGGGAUCUAAUUGAUAUGUAUGUAUCUGAACAGAAAUUUUCACGCAAUGAAAUUUAUAAUGCAAUUCAGGCAACAAUUGCCUAUCUUGCCAAAUAUGAAGUUAACUUAGUUGAGCUAGAUGGGGAGGUGGUGAAGUUAAUUAAUUUAAUAGAUCAGGCAGUUACUAAAAGUCUAAUCCUUUAUCGCAAUAUUAAUUUUCUAUCAUAUUCACUAAAUACUCUAGCUCUUAAUACGAAGUUCUUUAACCUUUUCCUAGGAUUUUUGGCUAAGCCAGCAAUGGGAAUUAACAAAGAAAUUAUUGAUCCAAUUCUUUGGCAUGUAUUGAAUAUAAUUUGUAAUAAAAAUGAAGAGCUUAAUGAGUAUAUCUGGAACUGGUGGGCAUAUUUGGUGCAAAGGCCUGAAAAUAAGCCCCAAACAAUCUUAGUACUAAAAUCUACAUUGCAACAAUGUAGAAAAAAUAUUAUUACUAACUUUAUUGGUGAUAAAGUCUUGGGGUCAUACCUCUAUUUCGCAACAUCAGAUUUAGAAAAAAUUCUUGGGUGUUUUAAUAGUGCUAUUCAAGCUUGA